Dentiscutata erythropus is the source of this 1554-nucleotide messenger RNA. The record is from the annotation of a GenBank genome assembly. Lineage: Eukaryota; Fungi; Glomeromycota; Glomeromycetes; Diversisporales; Gigasporaceae.
AUGUUUCGUGUUCGUCAAAUUAUUUCAUCCAAAUUUGCAAAUCAUACUGAAAGAAUUCGUGCUAUUCGCACGUUUUCGACGAGCAUUCGUUCUUUGCAACCCGUUUCACCUGUAAAUUCUCUUAAUAUAAAACGUACAACACCAUUAUUUAUUAAUGGUGAUUUUGUGGAAUCAAAAACAGAUAAAUGGAUACCGUUAUAUAAUCCUGCAACAAAUGAUUUGACCUGGAGAAAAUCUUCUAUUCUUUCGCGGCAACGUAUUUUAUUAGACCUUCAGCUUUUGAUUCGAGAACACACUGACAAAAUUGCAAAAGCUAUCACUGAAGAGCAAGGAAAAACCUUCGCUGAUGCAAAGGGUGAUGUUUUACGAGGGAGACAAGUUGUUGAAACUGCUUGUGGUAUCACUAAUUUGCUUAUGGGUGAGCAAUUGACCGUUUCUACCGAUAUGGACACAUAUACUAUUCGAGAACCAUUGGGUGUUACUGCUGGAAUCUGUCCUUUUAACUUUCCCGCAAUGAUUCCGUUAUGGAUGUUUCCUUUAUCAAUUGCUGCGGGGAACACUAUGAUUCUUAAGCCUUCAGAACGUGAUCCCGGUGCUGCACUGAUCCUAGCUCAAUUGGCCAAAGAAGCUGGCGUACCAAAUGGAGUUCUCAAUAUUGUUCAUGGUUCUAUUGACACUGUAAACUUUUUAUGUGAUGAUGAACAUAUAAAAGCUAUCUCUUUUGUCGGAAGUGAUCGCGCUGGAAAAUAUAUUUAUAAGCGAGGGACUGCAAACGGCAAGCGAGUGCAGGCAAACUUAGGCGCGAAAAAUCACGGCGUUGUUAUGCCCGAUGCCAAUAAAAACUAUACGCUUAAUCAGCUUGCUGGCUCUGCAUUUGGUGCAGCUGGACAACGUUGCAUGGCGCUUUCUACUGUUGUGUUCGUCGGUAAGGCAAAAGAAUGGAUACCAGAACUUGUUGAUCGUGCACGUAAACUCAGGAUUUCGGGUGGGAUGGAACCUGAUGCGGACCUUGGACCUUUGAUCACAGGUCAAGCUAAAGAGCGCGUUGAAAACCUAAUCCAGAGUGGUGUUGAUCAAGGUGCAAAAUUGAUAUUAGAUGGACGCAAUCCAACAGUUCCGGAAAAGUACAAGAAUGGAAACUUUGUCGGACCAACUAUUUUGGCGGAUGUUAAACCUCAUAUGGAAUGUUACAAGGAGGAAAUAUUUGGUCCUGUUCUUGUUGCUUUAAAUGUCGAUACCCUUGAUGAUGCUGUUGAAUUGAUCAAUAAUAAUCCUUAUGGAAAUGGUACUGCUAUAUUUACAAGCAAUGGGAGCAAUGCACGUUAUUUUACAACAUCUAUUGAAGUUGGACAAAUUGGCGUAAAUGUUCCAAUUCCGGUUCCUUUACCAAUGUUUUCAUUUACCGGAAAUAAGGCUUCUAUUCAAGGAGAUAUAUCUAUAUGUAAAUUAGAUGGAAAAAGUGGGCUACAAUUUUACACACAAACAAAAACAGUAACCACUUUAUGGAGACAUGAAGACGUUGAUCAUACAAAAUCAGCUGUAACAAUGAAUUAG